This is a messenger RNA of Bacidia gigantensis, 2328 nucleotides long. RefSeq lists its product as uncharacterized. The record is from RefSeq and is a predicted model, not a curated record. NCBI's taxonomy places the organism in Eukaryota, Fungi, Ascomycota, Lecanoromycetes, Lecanorales, Ramalinaceae. Gene Ontology annotation, molecular function: carboxypeptidase activity. The transcript is spliced from 2 exons. The coding region runs from base 1 to 2328 and encodes 775 amino acids.
AUGCCACCGACUGAGCAGACUCCCCUGAUUACAACUGUCAUCGUCACUCCUCCCCGCCCACGUUAUUCGCAUAGCUAUGUUCGUCGCUUCUGCACCGCUGCACUGAGUCUUACACUUGUCGUUAUUAUCAUUCUAUUUCUCGUUCCUGGUCGCUGGCUACCGGGUAAUCCAUCGGAGAGUGAGUGGUUUCCGUGGCGGCACAGCGGGGUGUGGCCGACCAAGUAUGGUCUGAGCUACAAUGGGUUGCAAAAGAUAAUGCUUGAGACGCCGAACAGGGAGAAUAUAAGAGCCUCGAGUAAACACUACUCGUCGGGGCCACAUCUAGCAGGGAGAAACUACAGCCUUGCUUUGUGGACUAGCGAGCUAUGGCAAAGCUAUGGUCUUGAGAGCACUAUCGUGGAUUACGACGUAUAUUUGAACUAUCCUUUAACGCACUCGUUGGCAUUGUUAGAGUCCAUAGAGGGCUCAACCAACGACAAGCCUGGGAGUCUGAGCGUCAAGUAUCAAUUCAGUCUCGAAGAGGAUCAAUUGGAAGAAGAUCCAACCAGCCGACUCGACACAAGCGUACCGACCUUUCAUGGCUAUGGCGCAAACGGCAACGUGACUGGCCGCUAUGUAUUUGCUAAUUACGGCACAAUUAAAGACUACGAUGAUCUCCUCAAACUAAAUGUCAAUCUUGACGGGCUAAUUGCAGUCGUCAAGUAUGGGAAGAUAUUCAGGGGCUUAAAAGUGAAGCGUGCGCAAGAGCUUGGAAUGAUUGGUGUCAUCAUAUAUUCCGAUCCCGGAGAUGAUGGCGAUGUCCUCGAACAAAACGGGUUCGAUCCGUACCCAGCAGGACCAGCAAGGCAGCCAAGCAGCGUUCAGCGCGGUAGUGUACAGUAUAUCAAGGUAGACAUCGUCAGCGGAGAUCCGACUACUCCAGGCUAUCCUUCGAAGCCUGGUGUGCCUCGGCAAGAUCCUCACUAUGGUACUCCCACCAUCCCUUCUCAGCCUAUCUCCUAUCAGGAAGCGAUUCCAAUAUUAAAAUCCUUGAAUGGUCAUGGCCCCAAAGCGUCCGAAAUCAACCAAGAUUGGGAUGGAGGGAAGCUUGGCUAUAAAGGUGUAGAAUACAACAUUGGUCCCUCUCUACCCGGUUUGCAACUCAAUCUAGCAGUUCAAAAUGAGUUUGUCACAACUCCUCUCUGGGAUGUGAUUGGCGUCAUUAAUGGUACACUGCAAGAUGAGGUUGUUAUCAUCGGUAAUCACCGAGAUGCUUGGAUCGCAGGAGGCGCUGGUGAUCCUAACAGUGGCUCUGCGGUGUUAAAUGAAGUGAUACGCAGCUUUAGUGUUGCUCUGGAGCAUGGAUGGAAGCCGCUUCGGACCAUCGUCUUUGCCAGCUGGGAUGGCGAAGAAUACUCGCUGAUAGGAUCCACUGAAUGGGUCGAAGAACAUAUGCCGUGGCUGAAGAAAGCUGCUGUUGCUUACAUCAACGUUGAUGUGGCCUGCACUGGCCCUGGUUUUCGAACACAGGCUUCUCCACUAUUGCACAAGGCUUUGUAUGAGGCGACGUCCAUUGUGCAGUCUCCAAAUCAAACUAUUCAAGGACAGACAGUUCGUGAUGUAUGGAAUGGCCAUAUCUCUCCAAUGGGUUCAGGGAGUGAUUUCACCGCUUUUCAGGAUUUUGCGGGCAUCCCGGCAUUGGACAUGGCAUUCACUCCUAUCCUUGGGAGCGCUAUAUAUCAUUAUCAUAGCAACUAUGAUAGUUUCUACUGGAUGGAAAACUUUGGAGACAGCGGAUGGCAUUAUCAUGCUACUAUGGCGAAAAUAUGGGGAGUCCUUACUGCAUCUUUGGUGCAGAAUCCUAUCAUUGGCUUCAACGUUACAAAUUACGCUGAAAGCCUGCAAACAUACCUGGAGCUCGUAAGAACUAAUGCAAGCGCUUCAGUAGACCCAAGCAUUCGCUCUACCGCAUUCCCAGCGAUUGAAGAAGCAAUCGAGCAUCUACAUGAAGCAGCUUCAGCAUUUGAUACCGAGGCCCAUGGUUUAUCGACCCGAGCAGCAGCAGGUCUGCCGUGGUGGAGGGUGUGGAGAAAAGCACGGCUGCGCCGAGAAAUAAAAGAAGUAAACACGCAAUAUCAGUACUUUGAGCGGAAGUUCUUGUAUGAGAAAGGACUCGAUAGCCGGCCGCUUUUCAAACAUGUGGUUUUCGCACCAGGAUUAUGGACGGGUUACGCCGGUGCAACGUUCCCUGGAUUGAUAGAGGCUGUCGAUUUUGGAGAUAAAGAUGAUGUUGACGUGAGUCACCCUCCGUUAGUUCUACCAGUUGUGAUACUAAUGAAAUUUUCGUAG